Molecule: messenger RNA, 786 nt
Organism: Ilex paraguariensis (yerba mate)
Lineage: Eukaryota; Viridiplantae; Streptophyta; Magnoliopsida; Aquifoliales; Aquifoliaceae
Source: the annotation of a GenBank genome assembly
AUGGGAAGAGCCCCUUCUUGUGCUAAAGUGGGAUUGCACAGAGGUCCUUGGUCUGCCAAAGAAGACAAAUGGCUCACUGAGUACAUUCAGGCACAUGGUGAAGGACAAUGGGGAUCUAUUCGCAAGAGAGCUGGAAUACUUAGAUGUGGAAAGAGCUGCAGACUAAGGUGGAUGAACUAUCUCCAACCGGGUAUCAAGAGAGGAAACAUCACCGCCGAUGAGGAAGACCUUAUUAUCAGGCUUCAUACCCUUCUCGGCAACCGUUGGUCUCUCAUUGCCGGAAGACUACCUGGCCGAACCGACAACGAGAUCAAGAACCAUUGGAAUACCCAUCUUCACAGGAGGCUCCAGAAAGGAGGAAUUGAACUGAAUGCCCAAAAGAAUGCAUUGAAACAAGAUAAAGAGCCAAAAAAGAAGAACAACCUCAGUACCACCACUCCUUCCGACAGCCAAAAGAAGCAGAAGCAGAAGCAGAACAGUAUUGGUGCCUCCACUUCCAAUGGUGAUGUCACUGGUAACAAACUCUAUAACCCAAAACCUAUUAGAGUCUAUGCUUCGUCAUCCUCACUGACAAAGAACAACAGUUUUGACUAUGCGUUAAGCACUUCUUCAUCGAGUCAUGAAGCUGAAAAAGAAGUUAAAACAGGAGCUUCAAAUCUACCUUGGCCAUUGUCUGAGCUCGAAGAUGGUGGCGAUGGAGGAGUUCAAUUUUUUGAUCAAGAUUCAGUCCAUAUAAAUAAUGAGUUGCUAAACAAGAUCUAUGAUGAGUAUCUUCAGCUACUUUAG